AAAGCCCUGAGGGUUUGGUGAGGGGCUGUCUGUAGGCGCCAUGUUGGGCCAAGAAGGAGGCAAAAAGAAACCCCUGAAACAGCCCAAGAAGCAGGCCAAGGAGAUGGAUGAGAAAGAUAAGGCUUUCAAGCAGAAACAGAAAGAUGACCAGAAGAAACUUAAGGAGCUAAAAGCCAAGGCCUCGGGGAAGGGACCCCUGGCCACGGGUGGAAUUAAGAAAUCUGGCAAAAAGUAAGCUGUUCCUCAUAUCUGAGAUGAUGGCGACCCUCUUCCAUUCCUAUUUAAACAUCUGGAUUCCUGACCAUAACAUCUUUGCCUAGAAUGGAGUGUUAUCCUGUAGCCUUUUAAACAUCUGGAUUCCCUACUAUAACA
Onychomys torridus (southern grasshopper mouse) is the source of this 372-nucleotide messenger RNA. RefSeq names its product translation machinery-associated protein 7-like. The record is from RefSeq and is a predicted model, not a curated record. The coding region runs from base 41 to 235 and encodes 64 amino acids. NCBI's taxonomy places the organism in Eukaryota, Metazoa, Chordata, Mammalia, Rodentia, Cricetidae. The transcript has a single exon.